Messenger RNA from Thelazia callipaeda (thelaziosis nematode), 216 nucleotides. The record is from the annotation of a GenBank genome assembly. Lineage: Eukaryota; Metazoa; Nematoda; Chromadorea; Rhabditida; Thelaziidae.
AUGUUGGAGAGAGGAGCUGAAAAAGAAAAGAGUCAAAACUCAAAAGUGUCACUAUAUCCUACUGCUCCGUCUCUCUCUGCUAGUUGCGGCAAGCGUGGUUGGAUUGUUUCGCGUACUUUGGUAAUGGGUCGUGCUCUGGCGCUCUCGUCGGCUCCUCCAACGUUCAUUCUUAAGUGUUUAUCUCUGUUACUAUAUCCGUCAAGUCCAAAGCAGUGA